GCUCGCCUAUCACAGGUAAUCUCUGUGUUCUUGUGUAGCCGUGGUUUACAGGUAGCAAGUGCAGGCAGCAACCAGUCCCUCCUCACUGGGAUGUGGAGAUCUAUCUGGAGUCACAAUUAAAGGCUACCGAAUGCAUUCCACUACAGGUGACGAAACCCAGCUCCCAGAAUAACAAGCAGGACAACUUUUAAAGUGACUGUUGUUGACCAGUGUCUUCUGUGCAUUUGCGUGGUAAGCUCACGGUGGAUUUUUCUAAAGGACGGUAUAGAUUUUUCUGAAUUACUCUCGGGAAGGACGGACUCUUCCUGAGGUUGAGACAGAUGCCAUAGAAUACAACAGGGUGGCUGUGUGCGUUCCUCCGGUUGGUGUGACUCUGCCAAGACUCUGUGAGGCUGUCCUGAUUGACAGGGAGAAAAUGCUGAGACUAGCAUUUGUACCCUGAUGGUGAUAAUAACCACCUUUGUCAUCAGGAUUCUUGGAUACAAGAAAUGGAAAUUGAUUCCUGCUAUCAUAAGCAGGAGAAAUGUAUUCAGAGUGUAUUGGGUAGUUCACACAUCCACAGAAAGGUUGUUCACACAUCCUCUGAAAAUACAUCAGGAGACGCAGCGAGGACAUACCCUAGAAUUGCCUGUGGCCACAGAUGUCUUUAAUUCCAAAAACCUGGCCGUUCAGGCACAAAAGAAGAUCUUGGGUAAAAUGGUAUCCAAAUCCAUCGCCACCACCUUAAUCGAUGACACGAGCAGCGAAGUGCUAGAUGAGCUGUACCGGGUGACCAGGGAGUACACCCAGAACAAGAAGGAGGCCGAGAAGAUCAUCAAAAACCUCAUCAAAACAGUCCUCAAGUUGGCCAUUCUGUACAGGAAUAAUCAGUUCAAUCAAGAUGAGCUAGCGCUGAUGGAGAAAUUUAAGAAGAAAGUUCAUCAGCUUGCGAUGACCGUGGUCAGUUUCCAUCAGGUGGACUACACCUUUGACCGGAACGUGCUGUCCAGGCUGCUGAACGAAUGCAGAGAGUUGCUGCACCAGAUCAUUCAGCGCCACCUCACCGCAAAGUCUCACGGACGGAUUAAUAAUGUCUUUGAUCACUUUUCAGAUUGUGAUUUUCUGGCUGCCUUGUAUAAUCCCUUUGGGAAUUUUAAACCCCACUUAAAAAAACUUUGUGAUGGCGUCAACAAAAUGUUGGAUGAAGAGAACAUAUGAGCAUGUGAAUUAAGAUGGUGACUGCUCCUGAUUUAUCUGAAGAUGGAGCGCUGUUGAUUUAUGAAGGAAAGAAGAGUUUUUUUGAAGAGUAAACAUAUUUCAGAAAGACUUUGCCCAAUCCAAGUGUCAGACAUUAAUGACAAUGUCUUGUGAAGCUCGUUUUAUUUGAAGAAAAGCAUAUUGCCAACAGUUGUUAAAUGCUUCUAAGGGUUAACAGAACCUGGGAAAGAUGUGUGGUUGCAUAACGCAAAUGUCGAGUUAUACAGAGGAAAGUAUGUGUGGCUCCAAACCUCGACGCAUCUUUUUUUAGGGCAGUUGUGUUGGCAGCACAUUGGAUAUUUCUAACAUGUACAGAAUUAUGUGUUUUGAUUCACUUUUAUUCCUUACUAUGUAUAUAUACCUCUUUUAAAAAGCCAAGAACUUUCCCUUGCUGUCAUUUCUCCAUUUGAAACCAUUCCAUUUUCAACUCUACCUUUGUUGUACAUUCUUUUGCUAAAUACUUUUGUCAUUGACAUUCAAGAAUUGUCUUUAUUAAGACAUUAAAGAAUUAAGGUAGUCAAAUUGGAACCCUCAGAGAAAUGGAAAACUGCUUCUCUAUUAUAGAAAACAACUGUAUUUGAGGUUAUGAAUAAUGUUUAAUAUCAGAUAUGCUUCUGGAGGUGAGUCCUGGUUUUUAGUAUCAACCUGACACUUCCCCAAACAUGAUAAUUCCCCAGAACGGAAUGGCAUGCCAUUGCUUUGAAAUGAUUGCUGAGGGCUUAACUUUCAUGUUACCUUGAAAAUGUGCUGAUGGAAUCUCCAUUUUUAAUAUUCAUUUCAAAUGUAAGAGACAAGGAAAACUCUAGAUUGUUCUUGAUAUUAGGGCAAUAAAAAGUACGUGAUAUUAAGAAAAUUAAAACAAUCUUUCUUUUAGAGAUGAGCCCAUCAAAAUAAUUUAGGGGAAUGAGGGGCAAAAGGGAAGAAAGGAUAUUACCACAGAACAUGAGAAUGAAAAUGAAUGCAUUUCAAUGUUUAGUAAGGUUUGAUAGGUAAAUAAAGAAUGCCACUUUUUUAUUUAACUGAAAAGGUUUUUGCUAUUUUUUUAUUUGCUAUUGUGAUAAGUAAACCAGAGUAUUUGCAUUUC
Messenger RNA from Myotis lucifugus (little brown bat), 2320 nucleotides. RefSeq names its product TNF alpha induced protein 8 (gene TNFAIP8). Gene Ontology annotation, cellular component: cytoplasm. Gene Ontology annotation, molecular function: cysteine-type endopeptidase inhibitor activity involved in apoptotic process. The coding region runs from base 442 to 1197 and encodes 251 amino acids. The transcript has 3 exons. The record is from RefSeq and is a predicted model, not a curated record. NCBI's taxonomy places the organism in Eukaryota, Metazoa, Chordata, Mammalia, Chiroptera, Vespertilionidae. Gene Ontology annotation, biological process: regulation of apoptotic process.